AUGACCGAUCCAUCCGCAGCGGCAGGAGCCCAACAGCAGCAAAGCUAUAAUCAGAUGUUGCUUCAAAUCCUGUCCCAGCAGCAGCAGCUGAUGGCUCAGCUCACGCAUCAGUUUUCUGCGACACAGAUCGCCAUGAAAUCGCUAGCGAGAGACGAGAUAGCCUUGGAUUCGCUCUCCAGCAAUAUAGUUGAGUUUGCCUAUGAUCCGGAGCACGGAUCCACCUUCGACACGUGGUACUCGAGGUAUGCUGAUUUAUUCGACAAAGAUGCCAGCAGCCUGGAUGACGAUGCGAAGGUCCGACUUCUGAUGCGGAAAUUGAAUCCAGCAGCGCACGAGCGGUAUAGCAGUUUCAUCCUCCCAAAGCAGACCAAAGAUUUUUCGUUCGCGCAGACCAUUGAGAAGCUGAAAGCUAUUUACGGAUCGCCAGUGUCAAUUUUUCAUCGCCGAUAUCAGUGUCUUCAAACAGUCAAAGAAGAUGCAGAUGACUUUGUGACAUAUUCUUGCAAAGUUAACAAGUCGUGUGUUGACUUUAAACUUCGUGACUUGUCUGAGGAGCAGUUUAAAAGUCUAAUCUUUGCCUGUGGAUUAAAGUCACCGAAAGAUUCCGACAUACGCAUGCGGUUGAUUACGAAGCUCAACGAGACGGCAGAUAUCUCACUGGAGAAAAUUGUAGAAGAAUGCAAGCAGCUAACGAAUCUGAAGCAGGACAACAUUCUGGUGGAGAAUGCGCAUGCAGCAGCAACAGCAGUGCGAGCAGUGCAUCAAAACCGAUUCGUGAAGCAGGAAAAUAAACCACAAAGUUCCGGUAACAAACCAAAUAGUGAGCUACCCAGGACCCCGUGCUGGUCUUGCGGAGGCAUGCAUUAUACAAAAGAUUGCCAAUACCGUGAACACCUGUGCCGUGACUGUAAGAAGAAGGGGCAUAAGGAAGGCUAUUGCGGUUGUUUUUCGAAGAAGCCUGCGAAGAAGAAAUUCGAGCCGAGAAAGCAAAAGGACGUGAACGUUGUGUCGGUCAAAAACGUUAGCCAGAGACGGAAGUAUGCUGAAGUUCAGAUCAACAAAGUACCAGUCCAAAUGCAAGUCGAUUCAGCGUCGGAUAUCACUAUCAUUUCCGAUGCGACAUGGAAGCGGAUUGGACAACCACAGGGUGAUACUCCGUCAUGCGACGCUAGAACUGCUUCAGGAGAGCCACUCAAUCUCGCUUUGGAAUUUUGGUGUGACGUUGAGCUCAGUGGCAUCAAUAAACGAGGUUCCGAUUGGAUGGAGUUGUUUAAUCUGUGGGACGUACCAAUCAGCCAGUUUUGCCACAGAAUCAACGACCAGUCGGAACAAGGUAUCGAAGCAAUACAAACUCGUUUUCCGAAGGUGUUCACCGAGAAAAUGGGCCUCUGCACAAAAACGAAAAUCCAGUUCACUCUGAAAGGAGACACGAAACCAGUUUUUCGACCCAAGCGUCCUGUAGCAUACAGUGUGCAAGUAGCAGUCGAAGAGGAAAUCCAGCGUCUUUUGCGUUUGGGUAUUCUUAAGCCGGUUGAGCAUUCGGAAUGGGCCGCGCCUAUCGUUGUUGUGCGGAAACCGAAUGGACGGGUACGCAUAUGUGCUGAUUUUUCUACGGGUCUGAACAACGUGCUAGAGCCAAAUCAGUACCCGUUGCCGUUGCCGGAGGAUAUUUUUACUAAAAUGGCUGGGUGCAAAAUUUUCAGUCAUUUGGAUCUCUCCGAUGCGUACUUACAAGUGCAAGUUGAUCAACAGGACCAGCAACUACUAACCGUCAACACCCACAAGGGAUUGUUCCAGUAUACUCGCCUCACUCCCGGUAUCAAGGUAGCACCGGGCGCAUUCCAGCAGCUAAUGGACACUAUGAUAAGUGGACUUAGCGGUACGAGUGGAUACAUGGAUGACAUCCUCAUUGGUGGCCGAACACAAGUAGAGCAUGACCGUAACCUCAACGCCGUACUGCGCCGUCUGGAAGAGUAUGGAUUCACGUUACGGAUCGAGAAGUGUAGCUUCAAUAUGCGACAAGUAAAAUAUUUGGGGCAGAUUAUGGAUGGUGAAGGGAUCAGACCGGAUCCUACCAAAGCUGCGGCUAUCGCCAACAUGCCACCCCCGCACGACGUACCGUCUCUUCGUUCGUAUCUCGGAGCUGUGAACUACUAUGCAAAGUAUGUUCCCGAAAUGCGUAAGCUGCGCUUCCCAAUGGAUCAACUACUCAAAGCAGGCACAAAGUGGGAAUGGUCAGCAGCGUGUCAACGGUCAUUCAACCAGUUCCGGAAAAUUUUGCAGAGUCCAUUGGCAUUAACACACUACAACCCUAAUAUGGAAAUUAUAGUGUCGGCGGACGCAUCGCAGCAUGGAAUUGGAGGUCGUAUAGCACACAAAUUUCCUGAUGGGACAAUCAAGGCGAUUGCGCACGUGUCUCGCGCAUUAACCAAAGCCGAAUCCAAUUACAGCCAGAUAGAAAAGGAAGCGCUCGCACUGAUUUUCGCCGUUACCCGCUUCCAUCGGAUGGUUUUUGGUCGACAUUUUGUCCUCGAAACGGAUCAUAAACCGUUAUUAUCUGUUUUUGGGUCCAAGAAAGGAAUACCGGUUUAUACGGCGAAUAGACUGCAACGAUGGGCAUUAACUUUGCUUCUAUAUGAUUUCAGCAUCAAGUACGUCAAUACCGAGAGUUUCGGUUAUGCUGAUAUCCUGUCGCGGCUGAUAAACACUCACAUUCGGCCAAACGAGGAAUAUGUCAUCGCUUCAGUUGAGUUGGAGGAUUCUAUGCUCGACAUCAUCAAGCAGUCAAGAGAGGUCCUUCCAGUAACAUUCAAGUCUGUUCAAGCUAAUACAGAUGUAGACGAAAUCCUUAGGCAGGUUAAGCAGCAUGUGCAGACAGGUUGGCCUAUACGGAAGAAUGUCAUCGAAAAUUCCCAAAUCCAACAGUUCUUUGACCGGCGUGAUAGUCUUUCUGUCAUCUCGGGUUGCAUUUUCUACGGUGAACGACUGGUAAUUCCAAGCAAAUUCCGGGACAACGUACUCCAUUCACUGCAUAGAGGACAUCCUGGAAUUGACCGAAUGCGAUCGGUCGCUCGAAAUUAUGUCUACUGGCCAGGUAUCGACGAGGACGUAGCAAAUUUUGUUCGUUCUUGUACAAAUUGUUCCAGAGCAGCUAAGACAAAUAUCAAAACAAAUUUAGAGUCUUGGCCUAUACCUACACACCCGUGGCAACGUGUGCAUGCAGACUUUGCCGGUCCCGUAGAUGGACAAUUUUUCUUGAUAGUUGUAGAUUCGUUCAGCAAGUGGCCAGAGGUUGUACCAUCCAAGCGAAUCACCACUGCAGCUACUUUAGCUAUGUUCAGGGAAAUAUUCGCCAGACAUGGUAUGCCAGAAACAUUAGUAACUGAUAAUGGUACACAAUUUACCAGCGCUGAAUUUGCGGCAUAUUGUGAAACCAAUGGAAUCCUGCACUUGAAAACCCCAGCCUACCAUCCUCAGUCGAAUGGACUCGCAGAACGGUUUGUCGAUACGUUCAAGCGAACCAUGAAGAAGAUUUCAGCGGGGGGAGAGGCCCUCCGCAAAUCACCAGCAGAAUUGCUACUAGGCCGAAAGCUGAGAACAUCACUUGAUUUGUUGAAGCCGCCCUCAUCGUACUACAAGCCGAUGAAUGCAAAACAAGAUCUUCAGUUUAAUCGGUGA
This is a messenger RNA of Sabethes cyaneus, 3678 nucleotides long. RefSeq lists its product as uncharacterized. Bases 1 to 3678 code for a protein of 1225 amino acids. Gene Ontology annotation, molecular function: nucleic acid binding. The transcript has 3 exons. Lineage: Eukaryota; Metazoa; Arthropoda; Insecta; Diptera; Culicidae. Gene Ontology annotation, biological process: DNA integration. The record is from RefSeq and is a predicted model, not a curated record.